AUGGUUCAACAUAUUGUUAAGACCUGCUUUGUCUUCCUCGAUGUGAGGGACCCUCAAAGUAAUAUAAUAUGUUUUUUAGAGGUAGACAUUUCAUGUUGGUAACACUGGGCCAGUUUUGUGGGUAUGUCCUUAGGGUUAGGGUCUAAUUUGAAUCAAUCUAAAUGACUCAAAUGUAAAAUGUAAUCUCCAAAGUGUUGUGAAUGUAUUAACUGCCAAUAUGUACUGUGCAUCCCAAUGGUACAUGCCAAGGCCAAAAUAUAGUAUAUUUAGACUAAAAACUAGGUAACAAGAACCAAGCUUUUAUUUUAAAAUCCUCAGAGCUCUUGGGUUAUGUUCCUCACCCUGGCUCCAAGAGAGAAGGGAGGGUAUUUUGAUAUGAUACAUACAGAGCUGAGAACUUGGCAGAACUCUCAUUUGUUAUCUCUGCUAUUCAUUAGGUUGGGAAGACCCUGAGUCUUUUGGGGGGGCAUUCAUACAGUUUUGUUAUGAUUGUGAAAAGCUGAGGGACUAUUCUUGUGUGUGGGGUGGGUUGGCUCACAUCAGAAUUAUAUUUGAAAGCGAAUUGUAGCAUCUUCAAACUGGCAGCUGUGAUCUUUUUUUUGGUCCCGCUAAAAAUGUUUAGCUGAUGAUGAUGAGAGCAGAGAAAAAUAUGUUAUAUAUAUUUUUUGCUUCUCUUUGAAAUUAUCUGUGGCAAUGCUUGCUAAGCAGGGAGGGGGGCAGCGCAGGGGUUUGGGGCACUGGGUUGUGUGGGUUUGCGAGUCCCCUAGUCUUCAAUAUUGGGUGCUGAGGCAUCUUCAAUAUUUUCCUCUCUCUGGUACUUAAGAACUCCAGCACAACAGUGGACCAACCAAUAUGGUUUGCAACAGAUCUGAAACUCAACACAUUUGUCUCCCAAUGAACAAAAAAAGUAUAAUAUUUUGACGAUUAGUUUGCUUGUUAUAAGUGCUGGAGAGAAUGCUACCUGAGCACAGUCAUACUGGUUAGCUAGGGCAAUCUUUUUACAAGGUGGUUGGUAUCAUUUUGAGGUAAUUGGUUUGUAAAUGAUUCGUCAUUUACACAAGUCGUUUACAAUAACAAAAAAAAUAUGAAUUUGCUUCAUGGUGGAGGUAGUUUCUAAUAAAAGAAAAUGUGUUUGAUUUUAAAUACUGACUUUCAGGAUUUAUAUUGAAUCGAAACCAAAAAAUUGUAAUGUCACGUUAUGGCAUUUUGUGUGCUUUGCGUGAGUGACUGUCCGUAAGUGUUUUAUAUGUUUGUGUGUGUGUGUCAUAGAGAGAAACUUGGUGUGUGAGAAACAAGGUUGGUUGGUGUGUUUUAAGAGUAAGUUAAUGUCCCGUCUCAUUUGUUUGUUGGUAUGGAUGUGAUUGCCUGUGUGUCUGUAUAUGAAUGGCUGUUCUGUAAUAUUGUUUGGUUGGGUGUUCAAUUGGCUGAAAUGUGAAUGUCUGAAUGCAACUGUGAAUGUUUAUGUGUGCUUGCUUGUCUGUGAGUGACAUACAAUAUCUUAAUACCCUUAUGGCUGUUGUCCCUGGCCUGUUUUCUAGUAUACUUCGUGACCCAUACCGUGCAAAGACAAUAGGUCAAUACUAGCCCAUAUAGUGUAAACCCCAAACUAGCCCAAGGCAGAGUUUGCUUCAGAUUCCCUUCAUAUGCUGUUCUUUCCGAUCAGUGGUCACAAAGGGGACUAGAAAACAGGCAAUGUUAAUAGUGUUGAGAUGGAAUAUUCGGUCUAUGUCAGUGGGUAAAUGUCUGUACACUCAGUUUAUUAGGUACACCCAUCUAGUACCGGGUCGGACCCCCCUUUUCCUCCAGAACAGCCUGAAUUCUUUGGGACCUAAUGUGUGCCAGGAAUACAUUCCCCAUACCAUUACACCACCGCCAUCAGCCUGUAACGUUGACACCAGGCAGGAAGGGGCCAUGGACUUAUGCUGCUUACGCCAAAUCCUGACUCUGCCAUCAGCAUGACGCAACAGGAACCGGGAUUCGUCGGACAAGGCAAUGUUUUUCCACUCCUCAAUUGUCCAGUGUUGGUGAUCGUGUGCCCACUGGAGCCGCUUCUUGUUUUUAGGUGAUAGGAGUGGAACCCGGUGUGGUCGUCUGCUGCAAUAGCCCAUCCGUGAUAAGAAUCGACAAGUUGUGCUUUCCGAGAUGCCAUUCUGCACACCACUGUUGUACUGCGCCGUUAUUUGCCUGUUUGUGGCCCGCCUGUUAGCUUGCAUGAUUCUUGCCAUUCUCCAUCGACCUCUCAUCAACGAGCUGAUUUCGCGAACAUGACUGCCGCUGGCUGCAUGUUUUUUAUUUGUCACACCAUUCUCGGUAAACCCUAGACACUGUCGUGCAUGAAAAGCCCAGGAAGCCGGACGUUUCUGAAAUACUGGAACCGGCGCGACUGGCACCGACGAUCAGAACACGCUCAGAUGCUUAGGUCACUCAUUUUGCCCAUUCUAACGUUCAGUUGAACAGUAACUGAAUGUGUCGAUGCCUUUCUGCCUACUAUAUAUAGCAAGCCACGGCCACGUGACUCGCUGUCUGUAGGAGCUAACCAUUUUCGUGAGCGGUGUAGUGUACCUAAUAAACUGUCUAAUCCUGUGUGUAUCUGUGUGUGCGCGCUCUUGGCCAUUGAGUCAAGUUAUGACUGUGUGUGAAUGAAGGAGUACAAAUGGGGGAGGGGGGGAGGGAGGGAAAGUUCACUUGUUGGUAACUCCAAGAUGUUUGGAAAAGGUAAUCAUGUUCAUACUCUUAAGAACACGAGUAAGAGCUAGCCUAUAAGGUAUAUGGUGGGGAAAGGUAAAAGGGGUUUGGGGUAUAAUGCAAUUAAGCAAACAGGAAUUAUGGUAUUGCAGCAUGGGGUUUGGAGAAAAUAAACAAACUGGUACAAAUAAUUUUGAAGCCAGAAUACCCCUGAUCCCCAAAUUGCAAUAGAGCUAAUACAGCAAAGCCUCAAAUGUAUCUCCAGUUGCACAAAUUCUGAAUUGCAUGCAUGACUGUGUUGUGCUUCUCUAAUGCAGACUCCUCUUACAUGCCGACACUCUGCAUUCAAUAAACUGAGAGACUGAAUUCUGCAAGAGCUGGAAAGAAAAUUAUUUGUAUUCUGUUCCUGGAACCUGGAUGAAUGACUGGUCCUGAAAUUCUAAUUUGCAAAAUUACUUGUUUGGAAUUUUUAAACAUAGCCACGGUUAAAUUUGUCACAUACAACAUACCUUGUAUGAUGAGUAAAACAUUUUCUGUAGUCAUUAAGGGGGGAGAAGCCAUUUCAGAAUUCAGUUGUCCUGUGUUUUCUGUAGUUAUUGUACAGUGCCUUCAGAAAGUAUUCAUACCCCUUGACUUAUUCCACAUUUUGUUGUUACAGCCUGAAUUCAAAAUGGGUUAAAUAUAUUUAUUUCUCACCCAUCUACACACAAUACCCCAUAAUGGCAAAGUGAAAACAUGUUUUUAGAAAUGUUUUCAAAUGUAUUGAAAAUUAAGCACCUUUGGCAACGAAUACAACAGUGAGCCUUUCUGGGUAAGUCUCUAAGCUUUUGCACACCUGGAUUGUGCAACAUUUACCCAUUUAUUAUUUUCAAAAAUCUUCAAGCUCUGUCAAAUUUUUGUUGAUCAGGUCUUGCCAUAGAUUUUCAAGUAGAUUUUAAGUCAAUAAUUUAACUUGGCCACUCAGGGACAUUCACUGUCUUCUUGGUAAGUUUCUCCAGUGUAGAUUUGGCCUUGUGUUUUAGGUUAUUGUCCUGCUGAAAGGUGAAUUCAUCUCCCAGUGACUGGUGGAAAGCAGACUGAACCAGGUUUUCCUCUAGGAUUUUGCCUGUGCUUAGCACCAUCCUCAAAGGGAUAUUCAGUGUCUGCUUCUUUUUUUUUUUUUUUACCCAUCUACCAAUAGGUGCCCUUCUUUGAGAGGCAUUGGAAAACCUCCCUGGUCUUUGUGGUUGAAUCUGUGUUUGAAAUUCACAGCUCGACUGAGGGACCUUAAGGAUAAAUAUACGUGUGAAGUACAGGGAUGAGGUAGUCAUUCAAAAAUCAUGUUAAACACUGUUGCACACAGUGAGUCCAUGAAACUUAUUAUGUGACUUGUUAAGCACAUUUUUACUCCUGAACUUAUUUAGGUUGAAUACUUAUUGACUCAAAACAUUUGUAAUUAAUUUGUCCAAAAAAAGAAAAACAUUCCUUAUUCCACUUUGACAUUUUAAAGUAUUGUGUGUAGUAGGCCAGUGACCAACAAAAAUCUAAAUUUUAUCAAUUUUAAAAUCAUGAUGUAACGCAACAAAAUAUGAGAAAAAUCAAGAGGUGUGAACACUUUCUGAAGGCACUGUAUGUGCGAAUGUACAAACCUUGGUGGCUAUUCCUUUUUCUUUCUCAUUUGUUAUUUUCAAAACUGUUCAGCCCCAUGUAGAGUGAGAAUUACAAACGGAGGUCUUAACACUGAAACUUUUAGGUAGUUUGUCUUACAAAUCAGACAGCCGUAGUCCACCACUAAAUUGGAGAAUACAUGCAUGCUUGAUCUGAUUAUAGAGAAAGUCGAUGGGUAAAGUUGCACCAUUGAUUUGCUUACAAUAUUGAAAUUUAAAAUGCAACUGUAUGUCAAUUUGGCUUAUUACCCCCCUCGGUAACCCUAGAAACACAAGCAAUACAAGAAGCGUACUUCAAUUAUCUACUUCUAUCACUGUCCUAAACUGUACUUUAAUGACAUUGGAAUUAAUGCAGGGGGUUAUAAAAUGUAAUAAAAAUGAACUCAAAUUGCAAGUGUGGUGUUUUUCAUUGUUGCUGUCUUUGAAGGCUUGUGUACAUGCCAAGUUGUGUGCUUUUGUGAUGUUUUUACACAUAGCUGUCUGCACUCAGGUGUGUAGGCCUACAUUCUACAUUUAAAUUAAGCAGAUGCUCUUAUCCAGAGCGACGUAAAGUUAGCGACUGCUCAGGUCAUUAGUGUAACUGAAAGGUAAAGCUUCAAUAGAUAUUGACGGAAGUGUGUCAGCACAAAGCAAAUAUACACAACACAGUUGCGUUUGUUAGUGGUUGAGAAUUGUUGCAAGUUAAGUCCACUCGUUUCGCAAUGCUGCAGAUUUUCUACACGUUUUGUCAUGAGGCUAAGAUAAAAUGUUGCUGUUUUAAAGCAAAUUGUCUGCAAUUCUACACUUGUUUUUUUCCAUGGGGUAGGAAAAAUAAGUGCUGUUUUAUAGCACAUCUUAUGCUUUUGUUCACAAUUUGCCAUUAGGUUGAGAGAAUGUUGCAGUUUUAAAGCAAAUGUCCUGCAUUAGUUUUUUUAUGAAUUUGACCCAAGACCCUCAUGCUGUCACUGACCUUCACAGGCAGCACUUUUUUUUUUGACAUCCCUGAACUGCAACCAACCUCAAUGACUCCCCUCGUCCACCAAUCAGCAGCCUCCAAACAGCGAUGACCCUACCUUCAGCCCUUCAGAACCUUGCUGUCUUGUCCAAAUCAGAAAAGGCGUCCUUUUAACAAUCUAUCAGCAAGCAUUGGUUGGGUAAGGCGGUUAUUGCAUUUGUCCAAUCUUAUUGCAGCUAUCUUGUGACUGAAACGUAUAAUAACCAAUUGGCUACAAGUGGGGGUGUGGUCGAAAUAGCAAAACCACGCCUUCGAAUUAUCAUGCUUGAGUUUUCUUAUUAUAUCCCUCAGUGGUGCCCAUGUUGGUUGAUUACGCUGAGAUUGACAUGUAUUUCUGCCACACGUUGUUCAGAAGUGAGCUUAUUUGCCCAAUCCAAGUGCUACCUCAAGUAAGUAGGCGGGUCUUAGCUUUGACUCUCGCAGUUUGAGGUUUUCUUACGUUACUGCCGGGUGUUUCAUCGUGUUCAGGAAAUCACAACGUGAGUAGCAAUUUUAGUGUGGUUUAACUGAAAAUAGACAGCCAAAAGAUUGUAAUUUUUGCGUUGCUGAGGAUCUUGUGAAUUGGGCUUUUAAUUAUUCCGAGAAGCUGUGGCAUCCGUAUUUUCUAUAAGAACAUCAGGAUAGAUGUGGAGAACCAAUGCAACUAGCUAGCUAACGUUAAUUAGCUUAGCUACUAGCUAGCUAGUUAGCUAAACUAAGUCGUUGUACGACAUACCCUCGUACACCAUUAAUUAACUAGCUAGUAGUUACAGCAGACCAGCUAAUGGGUUGGCCGAUUGAAUUAAUUAACUUGCUAGCUGUCGCUGGCUGCCAACACCAGUACUAAUAGCCAGAAAUAGCAACAAUUAAUUCAGCACCAUAGCACUGGGUGAGAUGGUAUACAUAUGUGGGCGACGGCGGCAUUCAAACGAGGCUGCAAUGAAAACUAAUGGGACUGUAGCGACUGUGUUGGCAUCAAAAUCUGGGGUGUGAACUAAGUUUCGAUUCAGCCUUGAUUAACAUGGUAAUGGACCAAUAGUAUUGGAGAAAAGUUGAAAAAACUGACCCCGCUGACGCUAUACGUUAGUGUGACAUGUCACGGCGUAACGUACGGCACUCAUUAUUCAACUCAUUCUGUGCCAUACAGCCUCUCUCCACCAGGUGUAGCGCUUCUCUCGCAGAUUAAAAACAAGAAAUGAUCAAUGGUGAGUGUGAAGUUAAUUCGUUCAUCAAUAGUUAAUUUAAUCAAUUGUUAAUUUUUUCGCGUAAUAACUGCGAGCCAUCAUGACUCUCAAAAACCGUGACACCCAGUUUAAUUGUGAAGAUAAAUUUAGCGCGCCCCUAAAAACCCUAUUCAAAUUCGACACAAACCUUCAAAUAGGUAUGUAAUGAGACAUUAUAUAAACUCAUUAUAGUGUUUUAUUUACAUUUUAGAGGCAAUAAGUUGGACUAAUCGGGUGAAAAAAGCCGGUUCCCCACAGGACAUAUCUCCCCCUUUCACUAUGAUGCAGUUGCUUUCGCAUCCCUACCCGCCAUUUUUAAAAAGACCGGGCGCGGAUCUCCAUUACUUUCUUCAAUCAUGCAGAGACUGGCAGCAUGAAGGUCUCGUCGUUGAUUUUGCUGGAAAGGGGAGCAAUUGUGCUUUACAAUGGUAUUAAAAUCACAGUUGACCUGGAAGUAUUACGUUUUUGGGGUAAAAUAAGGUAAAAUGUACGGAACAGCGCGAUGUACAAAAGUGGGUUAGCUACCAUUAACUACUACAAGAAACAUUUAAUUGCUGGCAUGGUUUUUGAGCUACCCAUUCAGUGAUGACCAUCAUGUAAAUGCCAGCUGUGCCAACCAGCUAUGUAGCUAAUAUACAUGCUAUUUAUGUAAACCUCUAAUGAACCAAAUCAAUCAUUGGGGAUAUUUUAUCAAACUCAUUCAUGGCUAGGCCACAAUUGUAACUUAUAGGUGUUCCCUCUGUAAAUUGAAUACUACAAUGUAAUCUAUGCUCUCAUGUAAACAAGUGGUGCGCUUUUGUUGUCAUUGCUGGUUGUCUUGGCUGUUCUUUUGAGAAACAGCCCCAUCUCUUCCUGUACCAGUUUUCAAUCUCCCCUACUGGUCCACUGCCCAGAGUUAGCUAACCGUCACUGAAUACACCCAGCAUACUCUAAUGAAAACCAUCACCUCUAUCCUCCACCCCUGCCUCAUCCUCUCAUCUCAUUCUCUCACAGAAUGGGCAGUGUUUUGGCUGCCAGCUCCCCCAACCCGCCACCGGCCCCUGCCGGUGGUAGUCCUGGCGGCCCAGGGAUGACGGUACCCCCAGGCUUCUCAAUGCCCCCAGUAUCACCUGUACUGCCUUCAGGCAAUGCGGCCCCCGGUCAGCAGGUGGAGGCAGAAGGCCCUCUGCCCAACCCUGGCACGUUUGAGGAGUGCCACCGCAAGUGCAAAGGUAAACAGAGAUUAUUAGUCCAUGAAAUAUCUAGAGAAAGUCCUCCACCAUGUAGAUGAGAUCUAUGAAUUGAAUAGUGCAAAUGUAGUGUCUUUAACACUAGAACCGCCAUAGGCCAGCGGCCACUGACGUUUGAUUUUGUAAAUAAAAACAUGUCCUGCUCCUUCCCUGACUUUUCCUAAAUGUUUGUAUUUGACACUGCUCAUUUGUCAGAAUUUUGAAAUCUCAAACAGAAAAGUAUUUAGAGCCUUUUUACCUGUUUGUUUCACACCUAUUCCCAAUUCCCAAUGUGCUGUAGAAUGUUGGUACCCAGCCAGGCGCUAAUGCGUCUCUUUGCUCACUGAAUGAAUGAUAAAUGGAUGAAUGGGCGAUAAUUGUGCACCUUACUUCACAUUUCAUUUUAAAUUAGGCCUAACUGAAUUAUAAAGAGGUUGAUUUAAUUUAGGAAGACAAUAGUGUAAUGAUGAGUUUGUUAUAUGCCUAUUUAUCAGCAGCAAAUAAUUUGACCGCGCCUUGGGGGUUGAUACUAUUCUCUUACGUUGUACUUUGUAAAAAUAAGCUGUUAUGGACUGUUUUAUUUACUAUAACUCUAUUAUUAAUCAUAUGUAUUGUAAGGGAAAUGAAAACAUGCUACAUGUUGCAGUAGUCCUUUAGAAUAAUGCAAAACAUAUCCAUGACUAUCCAGCAAAGCAAACAAUGCCAGCCCACUGAAUGAAUGACAAAUGGAGGGAAUGGGCGAUAAUUGUGCAAGUUACUUCACAAUCAAAUUUAAAUUAGGCCUAACUGAAUGAUGAGGGUGAAGAGGUUGAUUUAUUUUAGAACAACAAUAGUGUAAUGAGUUUGUGUUAUGCCUAUUUAUCAGCGUUGGCAUUCAUGUUAAUAAUUUGACCGCGCGCCUUGCAGGUUGAUACUAUUCUCUUUUACGUUUUACUUUGUAAAAAUAAGCUGUUACAGGACUGUGUUAGUUACUGUAACUAUUACUAAUCACAUUUAUUGUAAGGGAAACAAAAGUAUGCUAUGUGUUGCAGUAGACCUUUAGAAUAAUGCAAAACAUAUGCUUGACUCUAUCCAACUUCAUGAGCUGGAAACAAACGAUGCCGGUCAGCCUGCACAGCCGGCCCAUCCAAACUACACCUAAACUAAUUUCACACAUAAUAAGAGUUAGCCUAUAGACAAGCUUAAAUUGACAAUAACCUGAUGAGUGCAAAUAUUAGGCCUAUCAAAUUGUACAUGAAGAGAUGGGCGCAUCUUGUAAUUUACAGAUGCUGCGAAAGGAGUAUCACUUUAUCAAAUCCUCCUUCAGAGUCACAUGCAGGUAAAACAUUUUUAUUUCUAUUUAGUAUCAGAAAGAGCAUAUUAUGCAGUUUCUAUUACACUUACCUUUUAUCAAAUAACUCCUAAUUCAAGAGGUGCAGCUGUAUUUCCAACUUUUUCCAGGAAUUCAGCAUUGCUCUGGCUACUAAGCAAAAACUAGUAACAUAAUAAACGUAACAUUUAAAUAUGCUAUUCUGUCGUCAAUUGAUGAAUGGGUGAAAGAAACCGGAUAGAAACUGAUAAUGGUGCAUGUGACUUAAAUGAACUGAAUGAUGAUGAGGGUGAAGUGUGAUUGAAUUUGAUUGAUCUGAAUAAUGAGGGUGAAGAGGAUGACUGAAUUUAGAACAAUAGUGUAAUUUUGAUAAAGAAUUGUAGGCGUUGUUGGUGGUCUAUUUUAUUAUGAAAGGCUGGAAAUGGUAUAUCAUUUCACCUCAGAGAGUAAAAUCAGACACUGAGUACAACAUACAAUGUGUUUAGUUCACAAUGGCAAGCCGACCCAAACGAAUGGACGCACUGACAGCAUUGCAAAUUGUGCAGAAUUUAGAUGAGUUGGAUGGAGGAUCAGAUAUUGCGCUUAAAAUCGAUGUUGCUGAUUUUAAGAAUCUUCACCUGAUUCUGAUGUUGACUUCAAGCCUCCGAUGCCUGAGCCUCGCCACAGAAAAACCGGAACAUCAGCUGAGACUGUGAUCCCAACUGCCACGGUGAGACGGGAGUCUGGGAGGGAUGGCACGGUUUGGGUAGAAAUUAGUGUCGAUUUGAUGUGACAUGUAGAUGUUGCAGCACAUCAGAGAUUGUACUGUUGCUCAUGCGCACAGAAAAGGAAACGGGUGGAACAUGUCUAUGGAUUAACUCUAAGCAUUUAUUGCACUCUUGUAUGUCCGCGGGCAUAAGGCGGAAAGAGCACGGAUGGUGGAGUCAUUUUGGUCUGAUAGGUAUGGGGUGGACCUUUUCUGAGAGACCGUGCCACGCAACCGCUUCAGAGAGAUUAUGCGACACCUGCAGCAGGUGUACACAACAAGGCCCAUGAAAACUAUGUGCAGUGCAACCGAUUUGUUUGUGCGGCUUGCUCACACAAAUCCCCUAAACUGUGUGCUGACUGUGGAACCAAAGCAUAAAGAGAAGACGAGAUUGAUUCAUGCAUAAAGGCACACGCAUAAGGGCACAAUACAGUGUCUGAUACGAUAAACAAAUUACUGUUUUUAUAUUUUGUCAUGAAUAUAUUUCCACAAAUGUUUAUUUAUACAAUUCAUCCUUUACAAUUGUUCAUGCACUGGUGCUUUUGUUUAGGAAUACAGCAAAUAAUUUCACCUGUGCACCUGGCUGGUUAUAUUAUAUUUUCUACUUUGUCAAAAGAAGCUCUAACUGGACUUUAUUAAUGACUAUAACUCUAUUACUAAUUGAAUCUACAAAUAAAGUUGGUCAAAUGGGUUACGCUAAUGUUUUUAUUGUAAGGGAAACGAAAAUAGGCUAUAGGCCUAUGUUUUUUUUCUAGGACUUUGUAGAAUUAUACAAAACAUCCUUGACUAUCUAAACAAAAGUUUUUUAUAUAUAAUAUUUCUAUAUUAUAUAUUUCUAUAUGCAAUUAAUCCUUUACAAUAGUUUAUGCACUAUUUAUCAAGUGUUGACGCAUAUGUUUGCUGCACCUUGCGGGUUGAUAUGCAUCUGAUGCUUUUUCACUUGGUUUUGAAAAACUUUCCGCACCUACAAUAGACUUCCUCAUUGCUCAUUCUGCAGUAUGUCGGCUCUGGAAAAACACGAAUAAAGACUCCAAAAACACCCAAACCUGUCCUUUUAAAAAUGUUAAAGCUGUCAGUAUAGUGAUGCAGGUCUUUAGAUGUUGUACAGAUGAAAUUGUGUAAUUCCGAACUUUAUCUGCAACAUAUUAAAUAUUUGCGACUUGAGCGGUUUCCCUUACCUGCUGUGCUCCCUCUCCGUGUAGCCCGCGCAGCACAGCUGGUAGGGGAAACCGCUCGAGUCGCACAAUAUGGAAUAUAACGUUGCGGAUAACGUUUGGAAUUGCACAAUUUAAUGUGUACAUCAUCUAAAGACCUGCAUCACUAUUGUGUGUUUUUGGAACUUUUGUUCAUGUUUUUCUGGAGUCCCCAUACUGCAGAAUGAGGAAGUGAGGUUAGUUUCUCAAAACCAAGUGAAAUUGCAAAAAACAAAGUGUCUGUAUAACAUAGUUACAUUUUUUAAAAAUGGUUAACCGGUCCAUUUAAUGAUUCUCAGUGUCUUCAUGUCGUAGGCCUACACUUAAUCUCAAUCAGUUCCCCUUUCUAUCUGUUUUUCCAGAGGUUUUCCCCAUGCAGAUGGAGGGUGUAAGACUAAUCGUUAACAAGGGCCUGAGUAAUCACUUCCAGGUCAGUAAAGGUCACUACAUCUGUAUUUUCUACUGGUAAAAUGAUGCUGUGAAUGGCCUUAUGAAGGUCCUGAGCCUCAUUUCAUCAUUCCUGCUAGGCAAAUUAUUUCAUUAAGUUUUCAGACUUCGAGUAUAAUACCAAAGAUGUUUUAGUAUGAAGAUAUGUAGAAACUGCUUCUCCAAUAGAAAUCCCCCAUCACGCUUGUAGGGGAUGUCAUGGCGACGUUGGCUAGCUAAGUUCAUGCACAGACACACGCAGUCGGGUCUAACGGUCGUCUUGCGCCGAACUGCGCAUGGGCAGGCAGUCAAAUUAAAGGCGCUCCUUCGAUAUAAAGUAGUUUUUGACGAAAAUUAAAAUGUGUCAAACCCCGGUCUGGUCUGCCGAGUCUGCUUCGCAAGUGCUCCCUGAAGUCUUGCGGUGUUGAGCCUCUGGGUUUAGAAACUUUGAUAAUACUGUGUUAAGAUUAGUUCUGGUCUUGCUCUCGUAACCAAAUAAGGUGAACAACUAAGCUCUUGGGAAGCUUCUCAUAACAAAACGGUUGUUUUGUCUACUGGCCAUCCCUUUUGUCUUUUGAUUUUAUACGACACACUUCACGACACACUUACAGAUGUUUGCUUGAGGAGCAUUGCUGACAGAAACAUGAAAGGCCUGUUUUGUUGUGACUAAACCUACCUUGUUGCCCUCCUUUCUGACCGACCCCAUCAGGUGAAUCACACGGUAAUGCUCAGCACCCUAGGCGAUUCCAGUUACAGGUUUGGUGCUACCUAUGUGGGAACUAAGCAAAUGGGUCCAGCAGAGGUGAGUCAGAGCCACUUAGCUAAUACCACAGCCUGAAGAUUUGUUUGUGGUACAUUAGCCCUGUACACACUACAGCUAUAUAAAGUUGUCACCCCUCAUUUGAGUGCUUAAAGGGAUACUUCGGGAUUUUGGCAAUGAGGCCCUAUAUCUACUUCCCAGAGUCAGAUGAACUCGUGGAUACCAUUUUUAUGUCGCUGUGUCCAGUAUGUAGUUUAAUGAGCCAAUGCUAACUAGUGUUAGCGCAAUGACUGGGCAUCUACUAGCAUGCUACCAUAAAAAUGUUAUCCAUGAGUUCAUCACUCUGGGAAAGGAGAUAAAGGGCCUCAUUGCCAAAAUCCCAAAGUAUAUUUGUUAUACGGUCAAGUUCACACACUACCAGUUAUGAAUGAGAAUGACAACUGUAUUACAGAGUCCUACAAAAUGCAGGACGGUUAUUGUUGCUGGUAUUUGUGAAAUUAGCUUAUUCUAGAAAAGUUUUACCUUUACUUUGUGUAACUAUUGUUUUCUGUCUGCAGUCCUUCCCAGUCAUGGUGGGAGACAUGGACAACAGCGGCAGCCUCAAUGCCCAGGUCAUUCACCAGAUCUCCAACAGAGUCCGGUCCAAACUAGCCUUCCAGGUACAGAUAUUUGGUUUUCUAUGGUAGUUUUUGUUUAGUCUGCCAUUAACCUCGGCAGUUGAAAUUAGGUGAUAAUAAACAAUACUUUGAAGUAGAGCUUCAACGCCUGGACCUUACACCAAGCCACCGAAAUGUAUAUAGCCCAUUUGAGUUACUACAUCAGACUGAUUGAUGACGUGUUUAUCAAUGUGUGUCCUGCCAUCAGACGCAGCAGCAAAAGUUUGUGAACUGGCAAGGAGAUUGUGAGGUCCGGGGAGAGGACUUUACUGCUGCUGUUACCCUGGGCAACCCAGAUGUCCUUGUAGGCUCUGGUAAGCUUUGUGAAUGGAGGUAUUUUGGAAUACUGAAAUGUACCACCUACUGUAACUUUAUCUUAAGCUUAUCGUCUUCCCUCUUUUUCCCUUACUACUUCAUCAUUCAGGUAUUAUUGUAGCGCACUACAUCCAGUCCAUAACCCCAUCCCUGGCUUUCGGAGGGGAGCUGGUUUACCAUCGCAGGCCAGGAGAGGAAGGCACAGUCAUGUCUCUAGCUGGCAGAUACACGGGUGAGGCAUUGGCCACAAUCACACUGAAGUAUGGAAGCAACCCAGUCUCUGCGCCACCCUUAGAUUUCAGGAGUUAAUGUGUAUUCUAAACUAUAAAUCAGCAAGAAACUAUCAAAUAGUUAAUUAUAACAACUUAAACUACCGUUCAAAAGUUUGGGGUCACUUAGAAAUGUCCUCGUUUUUGAACGAAAAGCAAUUUUUUUGUCCAUUAAAAUAAUAUCAAAUUGAUCAGAAAUACAGUGUAGACAUUGUUAAUGUUAUAAAUGGCUAUUUUAGCUGGAAAUGGUUGAUUUUUAAUGGAAUAUCUACCUAGGUGUACAGAGGCCCAUUAUCAGCAACCAUCAGUCCUGUGUUCCAAAGGCAUGUUGUGUUUGCUAAUCUAAGUUUAUCGUUUUAAAAGGCUAAUUGAUCAUUAGAAAACCCUUUUGCAAUUAUGUUAGCACAGCUGAAAACUGACUAGUUGAUUAUCUGGAGCAUCAGCAAUUGUGGGUUCGAUUACAGGCUCAAAAUGGUCAGAAACAAAUAACUUUCUUCUGAAACUCGUCAGUCUAUUCUUGUUCUGAGAAAUUAAGGCUAUUCCAUGCAAGAAAUUGCCAAGAAACUGAAGAUCUCGUACAACGCUGUGUACUACUCCCUUCACAGAACAGCGCAAACUGGCUCUAACCAGAAUAGAAAGACGAGUGGGAGGCCCCGGUGCACAACUGAGCAAGAGGACAAAUACAUUAGUGUCUAGUUUGAGAAACAGACGCCUCACAUGUCCUCAACUGGCAGCUUCAUUAAAUAGUACCUGCAAAACACCAGUCUCAACGUCAACAGUGAAGAGUCGACUCCGGGAUGCUGACCUUCUAGGCAGAGUUACAAAGAAAAAGCCAUAUCUCAGACUGGCCAAUAAAAAGAAAAGAUUAAGAUGGGCGAAAGAACACAGACACUGGACAGAGGAAGAUUGGAAAAAAGUGUUAUGGACAGACGAAUCGAAGUUUGAGGUGUUCGGAUCACAAAGAAGAACAUUUGUGAGACGCAGACCAAAUGAAAAGAUGCUGGAGGAGUGCUUGAUGCCAUCUGUCAAGCAUGGUGGAGGCAAUGUGAUGGUCUGGGGGUUCUUUGGUGGUGAUAAAGUGGGAGAUUUGUACAGGGUAAAAGGGAUCUUGAAGAAGGAAGGCUAUCGCUCCAUUUUGCAACGCCAUGCCAUACCCUGUGGAUGGCGCUUGAUUGGAGCCAAUUUCCUCCUACAACAGGACAAUGACCCAAAGCGCAGCUCCAAACUAUGCAAGAACUAUUUAGGGAAGAAGCAGUCAGCCGGUAUUCUGUCUAUAAUGGAGUGGCCAGCACAGUCACUGGAUCUCAACCCUAUUGAGCUGUUGUGGGAGCAGCUUGACCGUAUGGUACGUAAGAAAUGCUCAUCAAGCCAAUCCAACUUGUGGGAUGUGCUUCAGGAAGCAUGGGGUGAAAUAUCUUCAGAUUACCUCAACAAAUUGACAACUAGAAUGCCAAAGGUCUGCAAGGCUGUAAUUGCUGCAAAUGGAGGAUUUUUUUGACGAAAGCUAAGUUUUGAAGGACACAAUUUAUAUUAGAAAUCAUUAUUUCUAACCUUUACUACAUUUCCUAUGCAUUUUGCUAUAUUUCCUAUUCAUUUCAUGUAUGUUUUCAUGGAAAACAAGGACAUUUCUAAGUGACCCCAAACUUUUGAAUGGUAGUGUAUAAUUCUGAAGGCAAUUAAGUUCUUAAAAUGACAAGGCAAUGCAUUCUUGGAGACAGUAGAUAUCUUUACAAAACUAAGGACUUAUUUAGAAAUAACCAGGAUAAAACAAUAAAUGUACAGGAUGAAUGAAUAGUGGAGAUUUUGAUGGCAAUUUUAUAGGCAAAAAAGAAAAUGAUAAGGGAGUUUGUCUAACCUAUUUCCAGCAUGUGAUUCAAAGACACUUAUUUAAAAUAUAAAAUAAACAUACCUGGUAUUUCUAUAGGAGACAAAUAGCCAAUAAUAAAGUAACAGAUUACAGCCUACAGAUUACACGCUCACAUCAAAUCAGGGAAAAGAAGAUGAGGUUGAGCUGGAAAACUCUUACACAUCUGUCUGGAACAGUCUUCAGAGAACUCUCCAUGCAAGCAGACUCCAAAACGAAGCAUUUCAGUAGGCCACAGAGAAUUCCACAAGGUCCCGCAUGGGGUGUUCUUGGAUUGUUUUGUGGUUCGUAAGACUGCAAUCAUGGCUGGUCGCCAUCGGAACAGGAAGAGGUGAGCCCUCCCGUCAGGAGCGCUGUGAUUGGCUUAGGUGAUGGAAUAAUUCCUGGGGUUGGGUCAGCCCCCAUUCAUCGCCUGCAUUGUCCUGUGACUUACAGUGCAUUCUGAAUGUAUUCAGACCCCUUGACAUUUUCCAUAUUUUGUUACGUUACAGCCUUGUUCUAAAAUAGAUUUACAUUGUUUUUUAUCCUCAUCAACGUACCCCAUAAUGACAAAGCAAAAACAGGUUUAGACAUUUUUGCAAAUGUAAUAAAAAAAAGAAAUAUUACAUUUACAUAAGUAUUCAGACCCUUUACUCAAUACUUUGUUGAAGCACAUUUGGCAGAGAUUACAACCUCGAGUCUUCUUGAGUAUGGCGCUACAAGCUUGGCACACCUGUACUUGGGGAGUUUCUCCCAUUUCUCUGCAGAUCCUCUCAAGCUCUGUCAGGUUGGAUGGGGAGUGUCUCUGCACAGCUAUUUUCAGGUCUCUCCAGAGAUGUUAGAUCGGGUUCAAGUCCGGGCUCUGGCUGGGUCACUCAAGGACAUUCGGAUACUUGUCCCGAAGCCACUCCUGCAUUGUCUUGGCUGUGUGCUUAGGGUCGUUGUCCUGUUGGAAGGUGACCCUUCGCCCCAGUCUGAGGUCCUGAGCGCUCUGGAGAAGGUUUUCAUCAAGGAUCUCUCUGUACUUUGCUCCGUUCAUCUUUCCCUCGAUCCUGACUAGUCUCCCAGUCCCUGCCACUGAAAAACAUUCCACAGCAUGAUGCUGCCACCACCAUGCUUCACCGUAGGGAUGGUGCCAGGUUUCCUCCAGACGUGACUUCUGGAAGAUUCUCCCAUCUCGACAGAGGAACUCUGGAGCUCUGUCAGUGACCAUUGGGUUCUUGGUCACCUCCCUGACCAAGGCCCUUCUUCCCCGAUUGCUCAGUUUGACCGGGCAGCAGGCUCUAGGAAGAGUGUUGGUGGUUCCAAACUUCUUCCAUUUAAGAAUGAUGGAAGCCACUGUGUUUUUGGGGACCUUCAAUGUUGCAGACAUGUUUUGAUAUUCUUCCCCAGAUCUGUGCCUCGACACAGUCCUGUCUCAGAGCUCUACGCACAAUUCCUUUGACCUCAUGGCUUGGUUUUUGCUCUGACAUGCACUGUCAACUGUGGGACCGUUAUAGACAGGUGUGUGCCUUUCCAAAUCAUGUCCAAUCAAUUGAAUUUACCACAGGUGGACUCCAAUCAAGUUGUAGAAACAUCUCAAGGAUGAUCAAUGGAAACAGGAUGCACCUGAGCUUAAUUUCGAGUCUCAUAACAAAGGGUCUGAGUACUUAUGUAAAUAAGGUAUUUCAGGGUUUUAUUUUAAAUAAAUGUGCAAAACAAAUCUGCAUGUUUUCGCUUUGUCGUUAUGGGGUAUUGUAUGUAGAUUGAGGGAAAAAAUAGAUUUGAUCAAUUUUAGAAUAGGGCUGUAACCUAACAAAAUGUGGGAAAAGGGAAGGGGUCUGAACAUUUUCUGAAUGCACUGUAUGCCAGGUCAUUAAUUAAUCAAUUGUUCACAUAAAUGGAGGGUAUUCUUCCACCGCCUGUGUGAAUACCAUUUACAUUUGACAUUUUAGUCAUUUUAGCAGACGCUCUUAUCCAGAGCGACUUACAGUUAGUGCAUACAUUUUAAAAAAAUCAUACCCCCUGUGGGAAUUGAACUGGUGAUCGUGACUGGUGAUCGCACAGAUAUCAAACAGUAUGCUUUUUGUGGACGAAUAAGUAUAAUACCAGAACAUAUCACACACAUUCUAAAAUUCUAUCUUAUCACACACACAUCAACACAUUUAACUAUGUCAUUUUCAGUCCGUUUACACUGUUUCCUUGAGGAAAUAAAAGUUUUAGGCACUUUUGCAUGUAGUAUAAUAUUCUCCAUUGGCGAAGUUCCUUGGCUGAGACAUUGUCACUCUUCGUCAGAACCCUGUUGUUUCCAUGUCUCUGGCAGAAAUCUGGGUGCCCUUUGGUUCAAACCUGCCAGCCUUUUUGCUGUUAGAAGCUUUGAUGUACACUAGAGGGGGCCACUCAGCAGGAGUUGUCCUUCCCCUCUUUUGCUCAUCUUCCUUUGUUCUCUGGCCACUGAAUAGGUCCUUGUGUGUUCUUAUUGUAGUUGACAUCUGGCGUGGAUGUGUUAAUUCGACGCUCCUCUACAACCAUGUAAUUUUUUAAGGUGCAGUUGUUGUAUAAUGCAGCAAUAGUCCACUCACUUAUAUUUUUCCAUAGUAGAUAUGUGUAUUACACUAAUGUUUUAAAAACCUGUGUUUCUUGCUAUUUCAGGCAGUAACUUCAUUGCCACAUUGACACUAGGGGGAGCAGGGGCACAUGCCUCCUACUACCACAAAGCCAAUGACACGGUAUUGCUCAAUUCCAUUGUUUCCUUUCUGUAUCUGUGACUUUUUCUCAAUGUGUUGGUUAGUGUCGGUUCAGCUCUAUCACCCAUAUUUUUCUCCCACAGUUGCAAGUGGGUGUUGAGUUUGAGGCUAGCACCCGUAUGCAGGAGACCAGUGUAUCAUUUGGCUACCAGCUAGAUGUGCCUAAAGCCAAUUUGCUCUUCAAAGGUAUGGCUUCCGCUUGUAUGGACACUGAUUUUGAAGUCUAUGUACAGUGAGGGAAAAAAGUAUUUGAUCCCCUGCUGAUUUUGUACGUUUGCCCACUGACAAAGAAAUGAUCAGUCUAUAAUUUUAAUGGUAGGUUUAUUUGAACAGUGAGAGACAGAAUAACAACAAAAAAAUCCAGAAAAACGCAUGUCAAAAAUGUUAUAAAUUGAUUUGCAUUUUAAUGAGGGAAAUAAGUAUUUGACCCCCUCUCAAUCAGAAAGAUUUCUGGCUCCCAGGUGUCUUUUAUACAGGUAAUGAGCUGAGAUUAGGAGCACACUCUUAAAGGGAGUGCUCCUAAUCUCAGUUUGUUACCUGUAUAAAAGACACCUGUCCACAGAAGCAAUCAAUCAGAUUCCAAAUUCUCCACCAUGACCAAGACCAAAGAGCUCUCCAAGGAUGUCAGGGACAAGAUUGUAGACCUACACAAGGCUGGAAUGGGCUACAAGACCAUCGCCAAGCAGCUUGGUGAGAAGGUGUCAACAGUUGGUGCGAUUAUUCACAAAUGGAAGAAACACAAAAGAACUGUCAAUCUCCCUCGGCCUGGGGCUCCAUGCAAGAUCUCACCUCGUGGAGUUGCAAUGAUCAUGAGAAUGGUAAGGAAUCAGCCCAGAACUACACGGGAGGAUCUUGUCAAUGAUCUCAAGGCAGCUGGGACCAUAGUCACCAAGAAAACAAUUGGUAACACACUACGCCGUGAAGGACUGAAAUCCUGCAGCGCCCGCAAGGUCCCCCUGCUCAAGAAAGCACAUAUACAGGGCCGUCUGAAGUUUGCCAAUGAACAUCUGAAUGAUUCAGAGGAGAACUGGGUGAAAGUGUUGUGGUCAGAUGAGACCAAAAUGGAGCUCUUUGGCAUCAACUCAACUCGCCGUGUUUGGAGGAGGAAUGCUGCCUAUGACCCCAAGAACACCAUCCUCACCGUCAAACAUGGAGGUGGAAACAUUAUGCUUUGGGGGUGUUUUCUGCUAAGGGUACAGGACAACUUCACCGCAUCAAAGGGACGAUGGACGGGGCCAUGUACCGUCAAAUCUUGGGUGAGAACCUCCUUCCCUCAGCCAGGGCAUUGAAAAUGGGUCGUGGAUGGGUAUUCCAGCAUGAAAAUGACCCAAAACACAUGGCCAAGGCAACAAAGGAGUGGCUCAAGAAGAAGCACAUUAAGGUCCUGGAGUGGCCUAGCCAGUCUCCAGACCUUAAUCCUAUAGAAAAUCUGUGGAGGAAGCUGAAGGUUCGAGUUGCCAAACGUCAGCCUCGAAGUCAUGUUUUGCAGAGGGGUCAAAUACUUAUUUCCCUCCAUUAAAAUGCAAAUCAAUUCAUAACAUUUUUGACAUGCGUUUUUCAGGAUUUUUUUUGUUUGUUAUUCUGUCUCUCACUGUUCACAUAAACCUACCAUUAAAAUUGUAGACUGAUCAUGUCUUUGUCAGUGGGCAAACAUACAAAAUCAGCAGGGGAUCAAAUACUUUUUUUCCUCACUGUAUAUACCUGCAUAUUAGCUUUUUGUUACAUUGUUCGCUAUUUUGUAUUUUCAUAUACAGUUCCUUCAAAGUAUUCAUACCCCUUGACUUAUCCACAUUUUGUUGUGAUACAGCCUGAAUUCAGAAUGGAUUACAUUUAUUUUCUUUCUCACCCAUCUACACACAAUACCCCAUAAUGACAAAGUGAAAAAAACGUAAAUAUCUCAUUUACAUAGGUAUUCAGACCCCUGAGUCAAUACUUUGUAGAAGCACCUUUGGCGGUGAUUACAGCUUUGAGUUGUCCAGGGUAUGUCUGUAUCAGCUUUGCACAUCUGGAUUUGGGGAUUUUCUCCCAUUCUUCCUGGCAGAUUUCCUAAAGCUCUGUUAAGUUAGAUGCUGAGCGGCAGUGAACAGCAAUCUUCAAGUCUUCCCACAGAUUUUUAGUAGGAUUCAAGUCUGGGCUUUGGCUGGGCCACUCAAGGACUUUCACAUUCUUGUUCUGAAGCCAUUCCAGCAUUGCUUUGGCUGUAUGUUUGGGGUCAUUGUCCUGUUGGAAUGUAAAUCUUCGCCCAAGUCGAAGGUCGUUUGAACUCUGAAGCUUGUUAAGGAUUUUCCUGUAUUUGGCUCCAUUCAUUGUUCCCACUAUCCUUACAAGUCUCCCAGUCCCUGCCGCUGAAAAGCAUCCCCAUAGCAUGAUGCUGCCACCACCAUGGUGUUAGACGGGUGAUGAGCUGUACCUGGUUUUCUCCAGACGUAUCGCUUUGCAUUCAGGCCAAAUAGUUAAAUGUUUGUCUCAUCAGACCACAGAAUAUUUUGCCUUAUGCUCUGUCUUCUCUCAGGAGUGGCUUCUGUCCGGCCACUCUCCUAGAAAGGCCAGAUUGGUGAAGUGCUGUAGAGACUGUUGUCCUUCUGGCAUAUUCUCCCAUCUCAGCUAAGGAACUCUGUAGUUCUGUCAGAGUGGUCAUUGGGUUCUUGGUCACCUCUCUGACCAAGGUCCUUCUUGCCCGGCUCCUCAGUUUGGUCGGACGACCUGCUCUAGGCAGAGUCUGGGUAGUUCCAUAUUUUUUUCAAUUUCCCAAUGAUGGAGACCACUGUGCUCUUGGAAACUUUCAACCCUCUAGAAAUUAUUUAUACCCUUCCCCAGAUAUAUGCCUCAUCACAAUUCUAUCUCGGAUAUCUACGGACAGGUCCUUGGACUUAAUGGUAUAGUUUCUGCUUUGACAUUCACUGUCAACUGUCGGACCUUAUAUAGACCGGUAUGUUUCUUUCUAAAUCAUGUCCAAACAAUUGAAUUGGCCACAGGUGGACUCCAAUCAAGUUGUAGUGGCAUCUCAAGGGAAAUUGAAUGCACCUGAGCUCAAUUUGGAGCGUCAUAGCAAAGGUGUGUGAAUACUUAUGUAAAUUCGAUUUCUGUAUUUCAUUUUCAAUAAAUGUGCAACAUUUUCUAAAAACAUGUUUUCAUGUUGUCAUUAUGGGGUAUUGUGUGUAGAUGGGUGAGAAAAACAUAUUUUUUUUUUGAAUUAGGGCAUUAACAGAACAAAAUGUGGAAUAAGUCAACGGUUAUGAAUAUUUUCUGAAGGCACUGUUAUCCAAUUUUCUGUUUCUCUCCCCAAUAUUCCAGGCUCCAUAGAUAGUAAUUGGGUGGUGGGGGCCACACUAGAGAAGAAGCUGCUUCCUCUGCCUCUUUCUUUGGUCCUGGGGUCCUUCCUCAACCACAAGAAGAACAAGUUCCAAUGUGGUUUUGGCAUCACCAUCGGUUAG
Molecule: messenger RNA, 21411 nt
Organism: Coregonus sp. 'balchen'
Lineage: Eukaryota; Metazoa; Chordata; Actinopteri; Salmoniformes; Salmonidae
Source: the annotation of a GenBank genome assembly